GUUAUGAAAUUUUGAUGGUUAUAGCAAAAAAACAUGACUAGUACUGGAGGAAUACUCAGCAUCUUGAUCAAGUUGUGCCGAGCAAUCCUUCAGGGGAUCAUAGUCAUUUGUGUAUGCUCUGGAAGGAGUUUCUUUCUUUCACCAAUAAUGGUAUGCGGGGAAGCCUCACACGAUUGUAUCAUGGGCUUUUGGGGGCCAAUCAUCAGGUGAAGCCUGGUGUGACAAUGAUGGAGAAGAUGAUGAAAGCUUGGUGUAACUAAUGUUUUAUCUAGUUUCAUCCAUAAUCAUGUUUUAGUUAUAGUUACAGUAAAAAAACUAAAAGGUCAAGUCUUGCUCGAUAUAUUAGUCUCGUGGGCAACACUAUUUGCAAGUUUUGUUGUCUUUAUGUUUUAUGUUGUAAGAUCCAUUGUAUGAGCC
Molecule: messenger RNA, 417 nt
Organism: Linum tenue
Lineage: Eukaryota; Viridiplantae; Streptophyta; Magnoliopsida; Malpighiales; Linaceae
Source: the annotation of a GenBank genome assembly